Molecule: messenger RNA, 784 nt
Organism: Pocillopora damicornis (cauliflower coral)
Lineage: Eukaryota; Metazoa; Cnidaria; Anthozoa; Scleractinia; Pocilloporidae
Product: CUB and peptidase domain-containing protein 2
Source: RefSeq, a predicted model, not a curated record
AUGGUUGUAAUGGAACCUGCGCUCCUCAUGGCACUGUUUUUGGUAAUUUGUUUAAUAGCAUUGAAUAGAAAUUCCGGUGCAUUAGCUACACAAGAAUGUGGCGUUUUGGUAAACAGCACAUUGAAAAGUCGGGGAUAUCCAUUUGCCUAUCCAGCAGAUAUGGAUUGUGAAUACUCUGUUCCUAUUCCACCCGGAGGGCCAAUGGGAAUAUAUUUCGUUGACUUUGACGUGGAGUUUCACCCAUCAUGCAGUUAUGACUUUGUGAAGAUUGGUAAUGAUCAGAACCAUACCUUUGGAAAAUACUGUGGACGGAGGACUGGACAGACAGUUGUAGUUUAUGGAAACUUCGCCUUGGUAACAUUCCAUUCAGACUUCAUUGUCAAUAAGAGGGGAUUCUUCUUCCGUUUCAAAACGGUUCUCACUGUUCCCCCCAAAAUAUCCUUACCAGCCGUUGUGGAAGUUCUCCCAGGUUACAGAGUGAAAAUUCCGGUGACUGGAACUCCACCAAUAUACACAGCAAUAAUAAGAGACUCUACCGUGUUGGUAAACACAACAUAUACUGCAGCCUUUCAGUUCUAUAAUGGGUCAAAUUACACCUCUGUUGCCUUCAACAAGUAUGGAUAUGAUACGAGAGAUUUCACUGUGAUUUCUAGAGAUUGUGGACAUGCCUGUUCUCCGAGGUUCAACAGUCGCAUUCAAAAUGAACUCUUCUGUGAAAACGUGACAGCAACACAACUUAAGAUGUGUCUUUCACCGUUGACGGAAACAUUGUAAGAGACUAUAA